AUGGAGCUACCAAAGAAGAAGAUGUCCUUCUACAACAACGCUCUCAACAGCGCCCAGGCCCAGAGCCCCAGCCGGCGCGUCAAAAAACCCGAAACCAAUCCCGACAUUUUCGAGAUCUGGGUCGAGUACGCAUACACCCGACGCAUCUUCAUCAACCAGCCCGGCAAAGACACAAUCGAGCAUCUCUGGCUCCGCUGGUCCGCAUGCUACGCUAUCCUCCAGUGCCCAGACUUCCUCGACGCUUGCAUCGACGCAUGCUUCGAGAUCCUCUCGGACACACUCGCGAUGCACAAGGAAUUGCCGGGUUGGAUCUAG
This is a messenger RNA of Parastagonospora nodorum SN15, 315 nucleotides long. RefSeq lists its product as hypothetical. The transcript has 2 exons. The coding region runs from base 1 to 315 and encodes 104 amino acids. NCBI's taxonomy places the organism in Eukaryota, Fungi, Ascomycota, Dothideomycetes, Pleosporales, Phaeosphaeriaceae. The record is from RefSeq and is a predicted model, not a curated record.